CAUUCCCGCUGAUCAAUCUGAUCUGUUCAAAACCAAGGAGGGUGCCUGUUGUGACGUUUGUUGCCUUCUCAGGUCGAUUCUACUUUAACUCCUAAUUAUUUUGAUAUCUUUCUUUGGGUUAUCUGUGACGCCGAGUCGCGUUGCUGUACAUUGGGAUCAUUUUUAGCAAGCCUUAAAAAUCUCCCGAUACAAACCCAAUCGCAAAAAUUUCCCCGAAACGGAACCGAUCAAAUCCGAAUUUCGAUCUCGCCCGCUCCGGACAACGACUGGGAGCACUAUCAACGGCGACUCGAUAGACACGCAAGUACGCCGGUGGCCACACAGGAGUUAUGAGGUUAUUACCCUCCCUGGUGACCACACUGUUGGCAAUCUCGGGAUACACAGAUCACGCAUCAGCCUCAUCAAUAAGACGAAACCCUUUACAGACCACGAACCGCCUAGAAGAUGUUCAUUUCUCCACAGCAUGGCAGCAGGUGCAGUGGUCGUCGCGGUUCGACGCCACGUUCAGGAUCAAGUCGGGCGAGGUGAUGAAGAAGAUACGACUCGCGCUCGAACCCAAUAACGAUGUUAUUUCGCACGAAACGUACAUUCAGACGGUCGACGCCGAUGGCCGACCGCUUUACGGCCAGCCAAUUGCCCGCGACGAAUAUCGCAUCUUUAGGGGCACCGCGUUUAUUGCGAGGGACACAGUAGCACCCGACUGGAGGGAUGCGGGAUGGGCAAGAAUUGUGGUGCACUCGGACGGUCGGACGCCCUUGUUCGAGGGCGUGUUCAGCAUUGACGGCGAUUAUCAUCACGUUCAGACAGCCGCUAACUACCUAAGGACGCGCCUUGACCAAGACCCGUCUGUGGAUGACACCAAGGAGCCGUUCAUGGUUGUGUGGAGGGAUUCGGACCUGAGUGAAGAAGCGGACCGCGAUGCCGAGUUGAGGAAGCGUGGCGACGAGAAGAAGGCAGUCGGUUGCGGUGUCGACUUUGAUCACCACCUGCGCGUCGAGGCCGCCAAUGAAACCACCAACUCGGAGUUUGUCGUCCGCGACUUGUCAGAGAUAGAGUCCUCGUCGACGUCUUUGUUCAAGCGCCAGUCGCAGAACAAUGGUAUCAACACGAUAGGAUCCACCGCCGGUUGCCCGACCACACGUAGGGUGGCCCUGAUGGGCAUUGCGACCGACUGCACAUAUGUCAAGCAGUUUGCAUCUGUGGCCGAGGCACGCGCCAACAUCAUGACGCAGGUCGCAAGCGCCUCGGCCCUUUACGAAAAGUCGUUCAACAUCUCGCUGGCCGUCCGAAAUUUGACCAUCUCAGAGUCCUGCGCCGCCGCACCUUUCUCGACGGAGAAUCGCUGGAACCAGGACUGCAACGCUAACCUCGAUGUUUCCGAUCGGUUGAGUGCCUUUUCCGCCUUCCGCGGCAACUUGCGCAACGACCGCAACGCAUUCUGGACGCUCAUGAGUUCCUGCACUUCGGGUUCUGCUGUUGGAAUUGCUUGGCUGGGAGCGCUUUGCAUGCCGGGCACUCAGACGGACAGCCGGGGAACCACAGUUGCUGGUGCCAACUAUGUCGCUCGCACAGGCAACGAAUGGCAGGUGCUGGCACACGAGAUUGGCCACACAUUCGGCGCCGAACACGACUGCAUCAGCUCGACAUGUAGCUCGACCAGCGGUACCGGGGCGCAGCAGUGCUGUCCUCUCAGCGCGAGCCAGUGCGACGCCCAGCAACGCUUCAUCAUGAACCCCUCAGCCCGCAGCGGCAUCACCGAGUUCUCGCGCUGCACCAUUGGCAGCGUCUGCAGUCAGCUUGGAGUCCGGCCCGGCAGCACCAGGUCGCUCGGCCGCUGCCUGGUGGACAACACCAACGUCGCCAGCGUUGCGCCCGUGUGCGGCAACGGCGUCGUCGAGUCGGGCGAGGACUGCGACUCGGACAAUCCCUGCUGCGACCGUAGCACCUGCAAGUUCCGCUCCGGCGCCUCGUGUGAUCCUGCCACCGACACGUGCUGCACAUCCCAGUGCAGCAUCGCCCCGUCGGGCGGGGUGUGCCGACCGUCGACGCUCCCCUGCGACCCCGAGGAGAAGUGUGACGGAAAGAGCCGCACGUGUCCGGCCGACGUCAACAAUGCGUCAGACAAUGGCCGCUGCUCGGACGCCGACAACGUCGGCAACGCCGUCGGCAACUUCUUCUCGCAGAACCGCAACGUCGCCAUCGGCGUCGGCGCGGGCAUCGGCGGCCUCAUCGUCAUCUGCCUUGCCAGCUGCUGCCUCAGCAGCAUGCGCCGCCGGUCGGCCGUCCGCAAGCAGCACAGACAGAUGGUGGCGGCGCAGGCGGCGGGCGCGCACGGCGGCUACCCGAGGCCCAACAACGGCCCCAUGCCGCCGCCGCCUAGUUAUUAUGCCGGUUCGCAACCGCAAAUGUCUGGUCCCUGGCCUCAACCUCCUCCGCGGAGCUUGAGCGCUAGAUAUGCAUGAUGUUAUGGCCAUUUCCUUGUUUUCACCUUAUUUCCUAAUAUGUCUCUUCUUGGGGGCCUGUCACAACUAUCAUUGGACCAUCAUUUUCAUAGCAUCGCAAACAUAUAUGCAUCGCAAUAUCAUUGGGUUUGGGUAUCUAGUAGAUAGACUUCUACAUAAAUGAAUGAGCACAUGAUGAAACACCUAAAUACAUUUGACCCUUUUGCGUCUGCAUAGAUGUCGCUUGUGUGCCUCUGGUGGACGUCAUCU
Molecule: messenger RNA, 2711 nt
Organism: Pyricularia oryzae 70-15
Lineage: Eukaryota; Fungi; Ascomycota; Sordariomycetes; Magnaporthales; Pyriculariaceae
Product: zinc metalloprotease mde10
Exons: 2
Coding region: 330-2462 (710 amino acids)
Biological process (GO): proteolysis
Molecular function (GO): metalloendopeptidase activity
Source: RefSeq, a predicted model, not a curated record